AUGUCGUGCUUAAAAGAAAAACUUAAGCCAAUGGUUCCACUUAAAACUUUGGAUAUCAUAUUUCGACGUCGCUAUGUACCAAAUACUCAGCACUAUUUUGCUAAUAGAAAACAUGCUGUAAAAGAAGAUAAAGGAAUAAUGAAAUCUAGGCCAUUUCGAAUACCAAGGUCUGAGAAAUUACUAUCAUAUAUUAAAUACAGCGAUCGUAAAGAAAAAUUAAUUAGCAAGAAUAGAUUGUACCAACCCUUACAUUUAAAAGAUAACCUUAGGAUAGCCGCUACAAGAGAUAUUUCAGAAAGACUUUUCGUAGGAGAGCCUAUUGAUGAUGUAAGAGCAGUUGUAGAAAUUCACCCGGAGUUUUACACAGUUAUUGAAGGACGCCCAUUACGAAGCUUUGACGAUAUAAAGGUUUAUGUUAAUAAUAUAAGAAAUUAUGCCAUGAAUCGUCAGCAAAUCGGGUACAGGCGUGAUCUUAUUAUGAAAAUAGAACAAAAUAUAGUCGAUGAAUCGAAAGAAUAUGAUGACAUAGUCAUUAAAUUAAAACAACAUAUUAAAGAUUUUCAAAGAUUUCUAACAGAAGAUUAUAAAAUAUCCUGUGCGAAAGUUUCAAGGACAGAGAAAGUCUAUGCUGAAUUGCUGGCUAAAAAUUCUGAAUUUUUAGGCUAUGUAUCAAAAUUAACAAUUUUGAAUAACAUUUUAUUCAAACUUGACGCUAUACGCAGUAUUUUAAAAAUUUAUAGGAGCUAUUUAAUAUUUGUAGCACCGUUAUCAUGGCGACAAAUGUAUGAUGAGAAUUUAAAACAUAAAUUACAAUCAAUACAAUUUGAAACUGAAGAGUUUGUUACUGACAACGAUUUAGUUGAAACCAUGGAUAUAGACAGAAUGAUUGAAUUAGCAAAACAAGAAUUAAGAGAUCCACAUCCACCCCACAUAUAUUUUACGCGUCCUCAACAAAUGAUUUAUUUAUUUCGGACGAUGGAGUUGCAGAGUAGAGAGUAUUUAAUACAUCUUUCAAAAACAGACGUACCUCAUAGGCAGUUAAAGGAUCGGAUACGGCAAUUGAAAAAAACAACUAAACAAGAGCUUGAUUAUUUUCAAUAUUACAUUGAUAGUAUUAAGAAUGAAAUAGCUAGAGAAACUUACAAUGAAAGUCAUUUAAACAUCAGAUAA
This is a messenger RNA of Nymphalis io (European peacock), 1170 nucleotides long. RefSeq lists its product as uncharacterized. The transcript has a single exon. The record is from RefSeq and is a predicted model, not a curated record. The coding region runs from base 1 to 1170 and encodes 389 amino acids. NCBI's taxonomy places the organism in Eukaryota, Metazoa, Arthropoda, Insecta, Lepidoptera, Nymphalidae.